This is a messenger RNA of Acanthamoeba castellanii str. Neff, 513 nucleotides long. RefSeq lists its product as uncharacterized. The record is from RefSeq and is a predicted model, not a curated record. Lineage: Eukaryota; Discosea; Longamoebia; Acanthamoebidae. Bases 1 to 513 code for a protein of 170 amino acids. The transcript is spliced from 4 exons.
AUGAGGCGUCUGUGGCACAUGGCCAAGUUCGCGUGGAAGGAGUACAGAGGAUUCGGACGUACAGAAUACGAUCACGUCCAGAAGCUGCGAAGGAAUGCAGAGAACUGGAUCAAGGCAUCGGAAGAAGAAGGUCAGAGUGUGGCUCGACAGCAGAAAGAAGCCUACUCAAAGAUCCUCGAGCUGUACAAGCUUGCCAUCGCUUCGCACAACCCGAGUAUGCUGUCGUCUAGCGACAUGACGAAGAUCGAAGGCCAACUGGGUGACAUGGGGCAGGCCAUGCGGGCGUUCCAAAGCGAUCCGCGCAACCAGGAGGUCAUCAAGCACUUGCAAGAGGGCAAGUCAGUGCCUGAAACCCUGCAGCUCAUCCUGACCAACGCGGCCAAGGAGAGCGGCAGUGAGCGUUCGGCGGUGUGGGAGAAGGUGCAACGAGAGCUUGCCAAGGCCAGCAGCAACAACACCAGCAAGCGCGACUCCGUUGUUCGAUCUCGCGCCAAGGAGAGCGAAGUCAAAUAA